Cygnus atratus (black swan) is the source of this 3560-nucleotide messenger RNA. It is a transcript of the gene BEND7, whose product is annotated as BEN domain containing 7. The transcript is spliced from 9 exons. NCBI's taxonomy places the organism in Eukaryota, Metazoa, Chordata, Aves, Anseriformes, Anatidae. The record is from RefSeq and is a predicted model, not a curated record. Bases 346 to 1638 code for a protein of 430 amino acids. Gene Ontology annotation, molecular function: DNA binding.
GCCAUUGCGGGCCGCCCUUCGCAGCCGGCGGGGGAGGCGGCGGCGGCGGCGCUGCCCGGCAUCGCCCCGGGCUCGUCCGUCCUCCCCCCCCCCUUCUUCUCGCCGCACCCCGCUUUCCCCUCAAAGUUUGGGGCGGCCUGGGAGGGCGGGCGGCGCCUUUGGGGGCCGGAGCCAACUUGUCCCGGCUGCCUUUAUUUGCAGUUGGAGCCGAAAUCUGCCAGGCUGCGUUUAUUUUGCUGAUUAAAGAGACGGACCUUGGUCUCGGCUGCUGCUCCCCGCUGCGCGGCCGCCCUGCUCGCUCCUCUCAUCCCCUUUCUCCUUCCCUUUCUUCCUCCUGGCCGCACCAUGGAGUUUACCGAGAGGAAGAGAAGCAGGAAAUCCCAAAGCUUUAAACUGAUAAAUCAAGAUUACCAUCAUGAGAUAUAUAAGAUCUCUGACUACAGCAAUGAUGUUAAUGGGGAGACCAAAGAAACACAACCCGUUUUUUUAGGAGAUGAAAGCCGGGAAAUUAAAAAACAAAUUACAGGGAUGAGAAGAUUACUGAAUGACAGCACUGGAAGAAUCUAUCAGCGAGUUGGCAAAGAAGGAGAAAAACUGAAGGAGGAGCCCCAGGAUUUAGACUUAGCCUGGGCCCAGCGCCUGAAUCCCCCUGCAGAGUCCCAAGCGAGCCUUCAUCCUUCGCAGAGCGGUGCGUGGAAUGAAUUGUCACCCCAAGCCAGCCAUUUUUCAGGGCAAUACGGAACUCGAUCCAAAACGUUCCAAAAUCAAACGCGAGCCGUGACAUCCAAUGGAGAAAUCCCAAUGGUGAAUUCAUCAAUUGGACCAAACUGCUGUACGUGCAAUUGCCAGUCAACUCUACAGGCUAUUCUUCAAGAGCUCAAGACCAUGAGGAAAUUGAUGCAGAUUCAAGCAGUUGGAACUCAAAACAGACAGCAGCCUCCUGUUCCUCUGAUUUGUGCGCAAAAGUCGACAAUAUCAAGAAAGAGAAAUAAAAAGAAAAAACUACCCCUCAAAACUGUUGAACCAAUUACCAUGAAUAAGAAAACCAGCACUGCAGAGAAUGAAAAGAAGCUGUCAGCAAACUCUGAAAGAUCAAAUCUGCAAGCAGUUGAACCCCCCCUAAGUUCAGAAACCACUGUUUCAGGAUUUGGAAUUAUCCUUGAAUCAACUUCAUCAGAUCCAGAAGUGCAACUUGCAGAAGGCUUUGAUGUCUUCAUGCCGAAAUCUCAGCUGGACUCUAUAUUGUCAAACUAUACUCGCUCAGGAAGUCUGCUCUUUAGGAAGCUGGUCUGUGCAUUUUUUGAUGACAAGACUUUGGCUAACUCUUUACCAAAUGGCAAAAGGAAAAGAGGGCUCAAUGACAACCGAAAAGGACUAGACCAAAAUAUUGUGGGUGCAAUAAAAGUCUUCACAGAAAAAUACUGCACUGCUAACCAUGUGGAUAAACUUCCUGGUCCUAGGGACUGGGUCCAGAUCCUUCAGGAUCAAAUUAAACUGGCAAGAAGACGAUUAAAAAGAGGCUCAGCAGAGGCAACUGACUGUGAUGAGAAGCCGGACAUUUCGUUACUACAAACAGGUAACCUUUUCGACACCACAACGGAUAAUCUGAUCGAUGCACACCCAGAUUUUUCUGUUUAACCUUCACGCCGGUGAUGGUAGCGGUUAUAAAACAUCCUCUCCGUUGAGUAAUGUUCCUGCAAGAUCGGUGCGAGAACUUCAGCCUCCUGCGGGACGUGGACGUCCGUACAGCUUUCCCUUCGAGUUUGUGUUGUUCCACGCGUUUUCCAUGUACCCUCAAGUAACGAAACCACCAGGUUGUUUCACCGGUUCUCAUCUUAAUUAGAGAUGAUUUCUCUCCAUAUCUAAUAAGGUAUUUAAUUAGGAUGGUAGCCACUCUACCUGAAGACGUUCUCUUGCCUUUGUUUUUUCCUUGGCCAUUGUACUUUCCCACAUGAUUGUGUGCUUGUGUUUCAUCUUAAGCUAUGCAGAGGUGGGUGAACACAGCUGGAUGACUCUUCCCCUCCGUGGGGACCGUGGUGGCAUCUCUCCUUCCCGAACCCAGGGGGCUCGAUGAGCGCUUGACUGGUAGAAGUGUCCUGCUCUUGUGCUUCUGCAGACCCACUUUUCCUUUCCUGGCUGCUGUUUCUCUGUUUAGAGACCCGUAGUGCAAAUGGCCAGGCAUACACAGCCGUAAUUAAAAAGUCCUGCCUGGAUCUAGCAGGAAAAAGAGCAGGAUACGUAGCCCAUUUCUGCAUGCGUAGCAGGGAGAAGCUGUUCCUCGAGCAAGCUGGAGUUGCCCUCCGUGGUCCCAGCGUGAUGGCUCUCGAGCAGUUUUGUAGUGCUGAUUGCUGGAGGGAGGCAUGCUCUCCUUGCUUUCCCUACCACCUCAAUCUCAAAACGGAUUAGUUUGCUGAUUUCCAGGAUGAGGGUCUGCACACUGUGAUUUCGCAACCACUGCCCUUGGGGACAAUAUUUUUUUUUUUUUUUUAAAAAAGUCACCUUUUGACCGGCACUCUAUUGAUGUCUCAGCAGUUAGGAUGAGUGAAUUGAUCAAGAAAUUCACCCUCUUAGACACAGAAAGCGUCGGUCCUUUCAGGUCAGGGCUAAGGGAAAAUCUUACGCGGCCCUCCUCCGUGCAAACUGCCACUUCUGCACCUUUCAACAGCACUAAAUUCACUUUAAGAAACGUAGGGGAAAAGUCUAGAAGGUCUUACCUGCAACAUCUAUCGAUCAGCAGAGAGUUUGAGUGGGCUUCCUGCGAUUCGAGGGAGAGAUUGCUAUAGCCUUCACCAUUGUGUUUCAUUUUCCUUUGUGUAUUUUAGGUGCAUCUUUUUUUUUUUUUUUUCCCCCCCUUUGAAACUAUUUGGCCUUUGAGUGUUUCAACUGAAGUGCUAUUACCGAGUGGGAUGUUUCUUUUUUCAAACUAUUUAAAGAUUUCUUUCAUUUUUAAAACCCCUGAAGCCUGUUUCUCGGAAGCUGUCAAAUCCCCACAGAUGUGGUGUGUUUUCCCAGCACCUGAGAAAUCAGGCUGCCAGCCUUCCCCACCCACAAACGAUGUACUUUUAGGAAUGACCGUGUCUUCUCGAAAACUGUGGAAUAUAUUGAAUGUGCACUGCGAACCUUAAAAAAAAAAGUCUUUCCUUCCUUCAUGGCUUGGAGUUGUCUGCAUAGGGCGGGGGCAGCGAUGCCCCCACGCCGUGUGUCCGUAUCGUAACACUUCAGCAAUGAAAUCAGCGUUUUGUAAAUUUUGAAGAUUGCGUUGGUGUUUACUUACUGUGACUACUGUUCAGACUUUCUUCAGAAAUCUUUUUAUAGGGUUUAUUAGAAAAAAAAAAGAAAAAAAGAAAAUCAUUCCAUAUUUAGGUAAAAAUGUCUCAAUCUUCUGUAUAUAUGUUUUAUUAAUAUGUAAAUAUUUAGAUAUUUUUAAAUUCCUAUGUUCUUAAUAAAGCGACAAGGGACUAGUUGUGAUAUGGUGUAUAACAUUGUGUCGUGUUAUCGAUCUCUGGGAAACCCUCUUUGUCAGUCCAGAAAAGAAAACCUACAAUAAAUAACUUUAAUUG